Homarus americanus (American lobster) is the source of this 2589-nucleotide messenger RNA. RefSeq names its product tubulin alpha-1 chain-like. Lineage: Eukaryota; Metazoa; Arthropoda; Malacostraca; Decapoda; Nephropidae. The coding region runs from base 62 to 1411 and encodes 449 amino acids. Gene Ontology annotation, molecular function: structural constituent of cytoskeleton; GTP binding. Gene Ontology annotation, biological process: microtubule cytoskeleton organization; mitotic cell cycle. The record is from RefSeq and is a predicted model, not a curated record. Gene Ontology annotation, cellular component: microtubule; cytoplasm. The transcript is spliced from 5 exons.
UAGCUUGACAGAGGCUAGUCCGGUCAGUAUCCCUGACAACACCACUCACACACUCCUCAACAUGCGUGAGUGCAUCAGUAUCCAUGUUGGUCAGGCUGGGGUACAGAUGGGCAAUGCCUGCUGGGAACUGUACUGCUUGGAACAUGGCAUACAACCCGACGGUACCAUGCCCUCUGACAAGUACGUAGGGGGCAACGACGACUCCUUCACCACCUUCUUCAGCGAGACUGGUAGCGGCAAGCACGUCCCCAGGGCUGUGUUCGUCGAUCUGGAACCCUCAGUCGUCGACGAGGUACGGAUCGGCGUGUACCGGUACUUGUUCCACCCAGAGCAGUUGAUUACCGGGAAGGAAGAUGCUGCCAACAACUACGCCAGGGGUCACUACACCAUCGGGAAGGAGAUCGUUGACCUUGUCCUUGAUCGUGUCCGUAAGCUGGCCGACCAGUGUACCGGGUUACAGGGCUUCCUCAUCUUCCACUCGUUCGGCGGAGGUACUGGGUCAGGCUUUACCUCCCUCCUCAUGGAAAGACUCUCAGUUGACUACGGCAAGAAGAGCAAGCUGGAGUUUGCCAUCUACCCCGCCCCUCAGGUGGCGACGGCGGUGGUAGAACCGUACAACUCCAUCCUGACGACCCACACCACGCUGGAACACUCCGACUGCGCCUUCAUGGUCGACAACGAGGCCAUCUACGACAUCUGCCGCAGGAACCUGGACAUUGAGCGACCAACUUACACCAACCUUAACCGACUCAUCGGCCAGAUUGUCUCCUCCAUCACCGCCUCCCUUAGGUUCGACGGUGCCCUUAAUGUUGACCUGACUGAGUUCCAGACCAACUUGGUGCCUUACCCCCGCAUCCACUUCCCGCUGGUGACCUACGCUCCGGUCAUCUCUGCCGAGAAAGCUUACCACGAGCAGAUCUCAGUGGCGGAGAUCACCAACGCCUGCUUCGAGCCCGCCAACCAGAUGGUAAAAUGUGACCCCCGCCACGGUAAGUACAUGGCCUGCUGCCUCCUCUACCGCGGUGACGUGGUGCCCAAAGAUGUCAACGCCGCCAUCGCCUCCAUCAAGACCAAGCGCACCAUCCAGUUCGUGGACUGGUGCCCCACGGGCUUCAAGGUGGGCAUCAACUACCAGCCACCCACAGUGGUACCAGGUGGUGACCUGGCCAAGGUGUCGCGCGCCGUCUGCAUGUUGUCCAACACCACCGCCAUCGCUGAAGCCUGGGCACGCCUCGACCACAAGUUCGACUUGAUGUACGCCAAACGUGCCUUCGUCCACUGGUACGUCGGGGAGGGCAUGGAGGAGGGCGAGUUCACGGAGGCCCGCGAGGACCUGGCAGCCCUGGAGAAGGAUUAUGAGGAGGUCGGUAUGGACUCUGCAGAAGAGGAGGUGGACGAGAACGAAUAUUAACCCCGAGGCCAGCCAGAGCGUCAGAUGGAGCACAGCCGCCGUCACCCUCACGAGUCCUACCAAGGGUCACAUGUUAACACAGGCUGUACCAGGAGCCGUACCACCACACUGCCCAGGAUCAUGACUUCCGGAAUCCCAUUUAUGAUUCCAGAAGUACCCUGAGCUGCCCGGACCCUGGAUGAGGUGAGGGUGACAGUUGUUGUAUCCUCUCCUGCUGGUGUUGAAGUCGCCGCUUCACCACACCAGUGAUCGCAUCUCUCACAGCUACACACUAACAACCCAAGCUUUUGAUUGCUCGUCUCCGGUGUUCUUAAAUCAAAAUCCACUCCGUGUACACUCCUUCAUCUCGACAGGCAACAAAACAAAUUCUGAGAAUCAUGUUAAAAACAGUUGAUCUUGUAGUCAACUGCCAGGGUUACUCUCACUGUUAAAACAGUUGUUUUAUUGUACCUAAAGUAUAUACGCCAAUAGCUAAGUAAAGUCAAUACCGGUCAAUUACUUUACCUUAUUCACCGGACAGCAACUUGUUGAUAUAAGACAGGUGGCCACUAAUUUACAUAUAUUACUGUAAUAUGUACGUUAGUGCUUGAAUAGCCAGGGUCUCGAAGUGCCAUUCAGUAAAAUAAAUAAAAAAAAAAAUCAGAAAUACAGAUGUCAAAGUCGUGUCACAUCACAGUUAAGACACCGACUAAUGCUCUGGCAGGUGUAGGAUGAUGUCAUUUGAGGACGCCGCUGGUGGAUGGGGCGCCCGUGCAUCCUGUUGUCACACUUCCACUCGCUUACAAUCAAAACAAAUGACUUCAUAGCAUUUCCUGACAUCGGUAUGGUCCAAGACGGUCGUAAAUGACGCCAUUAUCCUCCAAGACGGUCUUAGCAGACGUCAUUAUCCUCCAAGACGUUCGUAGUUGACGUCAUUAUCCUCCAAGACGGUCGUAGUUGACGUUAUUAACCCUCUUAAGACGGUCGAAACGUGCUGUGAUGUCAUAACAUUCUGUGACGUUUAAUAUUGGAUUUUGUUAUGACGUCACCGCUUUCCACGGUGCUGACAUGAGAGUCUAUUUGACAUUUGGUCUUUACUCCAGAUUAUAAACUAUUCUUGUUACGGUCUUUUGAUGUAAAUGUUUAUAGAGAAGAACAGGGAGUUAUGAAGGUGUGUCCUGAAUAAAGAUAGGAGUUUU